CAUUUGUGGAGGUUAGGUAGGAUUUAGGAAGGAGAAGGAAAUCCAUUGGGCUGUGUGUUGUGUUAAUUCGAGUAGGAAUAUUGUUUUUGGGUACAAAAAGAAUCAUCUGAAUUAUAUCAGGGUAAAAAUUGUAUAGGAUCUAUUUAAAAAUAAUUCUGUAAAUCUAUCAUGACCGAGUGCAUUACGUUUGAUCCAAGUUGAAGUUGAUUCAUCUGAAUUGUUGACUUUUUUCAUUCAGUUAUUUGAAAGUGAAUAAUGAAUGGAACUAUGAUGGACCGUCAUGGACAGGUCAAUCCUAAACUGCCCAGAAAUUAUAAGCUUCUAGUAGACCCUUUUUUAGUAAAGGGAGCCACCAAGCUUUAUAGAUAUGAUGGAAUUGUACCAACUGACUCAUCUUACCCUCCUGUUAUACCUAGAGAUCCUAGAUCUCAUUUGACACGAAUAUGGACCAGAUUAGAAACAUUAGACCUCCCAGUACCUAGAUUCAAAAUCGAUAUGCAUUAUGUCGGCGAGCCACCUUCAAUAGAAGUCACAAUCUUCCAACUCAAUGACAACAUCGACAAAACGUUUUUACGAGAUAUGGUGCAGAAAUUCGGUGAGAUAGAGGAGCUGUUCAUCUACUAUCACCCUGCCUCCAACAAGCAUCUUGGACUCGGUAGAGUUGUAUAUGAGACGAUAAAAAGCGCAAAGACUUGUGUUGAAAAACUCAACAAAACCAGCGUAAUGGGCAAGAGUUUGGAAGUUUUUCUGGAUCCUUUUGGAGAACAGUGCAAGAAAAAGUUUGAGGAAUUCACAACUGAGAAGAAAGCUAUUCCAUUACCUCCAACUGGUGAUGCUACCCCAUUGGCUGAAGAUAAGAAUAAAAAUGAUACUGAUAGACCAUACGAUCCAGCAGAUGAAGAUUUUGGAGAUAAUGAUCCACCUAAAGCUAAAGAUAAUUUGAAGGAGUCCAUCAAAAAAGUGAAAGAAAGAGAUGGUGAUCGAGACAGGGACAGGGACAGAGAUAGGGACAGAGACAGAGACAGGGACAGGGACAGAGAUAGGGACAGAGAUAGGGACAGGGAUAGGGACAGAGAUAGAGAUAGGAACAGGGACAGGGAGAGAGAAAGGGAGAGGGACAGAGAGAGGGACAGAGAAAGGGAUAGGGACAGAGAUCGUGAGAGAGAAAAAGAAAGAGAACGGGAUAAGGAACGAGAUAAGGAAAGGGAUAAGGAACGGGAAAGGGAACGCGAAAGAGAACGUGAAAGGGAACGGUAUAUAAGCAGGAGUUAUAGGAACAGUGAAUUUACUACUCCUAAUAGUGGAGAUAUGGGAUAUGGCACUGCUCCUAGCGACUUUUCAGCAAGCUUCGGGUCUGCAGGAACUACUCCUUUGAGCUUCGACUACCACACUCACGGCAUGCCGCCGAUGCCCAACCAAUUUCCCUUCGCCACCCCCACUUACCAUCCGAUUGGGGCCCCGCCAUCGGUGUGGUCGAUAGGGACGCCCCAGUGGACCGCGGACAGCUGGGACAGGUCGCCAGCUGGUCUGGCCCCUCCUCCCAAGUGGUCGGACGAAAAACAGAAUUAUAAAAGCAAAGACAAGGACUGGAAGGAUAAAGACAGGGAUAGGGAUCGGGAGCGAGAUAGGGAGAGGAAAAGGAACAACUCUUUGAGCGGUAAAGGAGAGAGGAGAAAAGAGAAGGAUAAAGAAAAAGAGAAGGUUGAAGAAGAAAAUAAACCAUUAGACCUUGACACUAGAAUAGCACUUCUCUUGAAAGAAAAGGGAUCGGGUGGUAUGGCACCUUCUUUCCUCGCUCUUGGUGUUGACUCUGAUGAUGAAUCCAAAACCUCUGAUAAACUACCAAAACACGUUCCUAUUCCUACUUCACUCGAUAGUGACGACGAUGACCGUUCCAGUAUAUCUUUAAGUGACAUGCCAAUCAACCCACCUGCCCCAGAUAUGGAUCUGGAUUUAGAUUUGGAGCAAGACGAGGAGAGUAACCCGUUAUCGAUACCGCCGUCACCGUUUCUAUCUAAAGAAAUUUAUUUGGAGUGUCAUCGGCAUGCUUUGGAACAGGCUGUUGUGGCACGACAACGUGAAGCUCUUGAGACAACGGCUCUGUUGAAAAAAGUACACAUAGAGAUGAACAAAAUUGGCAGUGACAUUUCAUCGAGUGAGGACGAACUACUUACUGGCGAAAGCAUAGAAAAUCAUUACAGCCCUAUCGAGAGGUUUGAUUUCAAGAAAGAAUUCAAAAUGGAGAAGGAUGAUGACAGAAUGAGUCUUUCAUCUCUAAGCAGUAACGAGAAAAUUGAGGAAGUCAAGCCUGAACCGCCUCCGCCUCCCUUACCGCCGCAUACCCCAAGCACGGCCCCACCUCCAAUGCCUCCCAUACCUGGUAUUUAUCCGACACAUUACCCGGGACUACCCGGACUUCCCCAUUAUUCUGGUUACCCAGGUGCUCAGUAUCCUACAUUUCCUCCUCAACCAUUUCCAUACGGUCAACAGGACUGGCGGCAAACUUAUCACUAUGGACAUCACAUGUAUCUUCCCCAACUACAAUAUACUCAAAUAUCGCCCUUGAAUCAGGCGCCACAGUAUAUCCCUUAUCAGAUGCCCCCAAAGAGGCCCGAGGACGAUAAGAACGACCCUCAUGCAUCUACCAUCAACACAGUAAUUCAGAAGGUGACACAAGAACUUAAAAACAUUCUCAAAAAGGAUUUCAACAAGAAAAUGGUGGAGAUAACGGCAUUCAACAAGUUUGAGACGUGGUGGGAAGAGGAAAAUUCAAAGGAAAAUAAAUCAAAAGAGAAAGAGGAACAGACUGAUAAGUCCAUGCUGUCACGUGACAAUAUGAACAUUUUACUUGAAUCGAAUCGUGAGAAUCUGUACAGCAAUCUGAAUGUGGACGCAGUGCCUUCAAUUGGUCUGGGACUGGGUUUGAGGGCAAGUCUGCCAAAGAUGCCCAGCUUUCGAAGGAAAAAAAUUCCGUCGCCUGUACCAGAAGAUGAAGAUGAAUCUCGAAAAGCUUCAGACAAUGAAGAGAUUGUGCACGACUCUGAUUAUGACAUCAGCCAACCUGCCAGGAGAGAACGUAGAACAUCAGCAAGCAGUAUAAGUAGUUCUUCAAGUUCGUUCAGUUCUUCUAGUGAAAGUGAAAGUUCAGAUGAUAGCUCAUCAGAUUCGGAAACUGAAGUGAAACAAAUGAAUAGGAGUAUUAGUCCUGAAAUUCGAGAGACUAAGUUAGAAUCUUUCGUCAGUGAUCCUAUGGAUCCUAUGGAGGAAAGCAGUUCACCUCUCAGAGAUGGAAUUGAAGCUAGGAAUAAAACACCAGAACCCAUGCAGAUUGAUCCCGAUGAUCUGGCAGCUAUCAGGAUAUCCGAAGAUAAAAUUAAGAUUUCUAAUGAAUUGUUCGACAGUGAUAGCGACAUGAGUGAUACAGAACGUUUAAUUUUGGAAAGAAGACGUUUAAACACAGAAUACAUGGAGCAAAUUGAAAAAGAACGACAAGAAAGACAACCCAAACCUACAGAGGUAGAGUCUACCUUGGAUGUUACAGAAAAACAUUCUUCAGAAGAAAUACCUAAACCAGUUGAAAUAGAGGAAAAAAUUGGAGAGCACAAACAUGUCAUGGAGAAAACAUUGGAAGAGCUGGAAGCCGAACGUGACGCUCUUCUGCAACAGGUUCGAAAUCCAGAGCCUCCUAGCUCAGUGAUCAUUGACAAAUACAUGUCUGAAUCUCCCGAAAAUUUGAAGAAACGUCGGGGUGAUUCUGAUGAGGAAAAAUUGGAUGAGAUCAUAAAGAAAAAAUCUAGCACAACAGACACAAAUGGCGAUAUAUUGAAGAAGCAGUUGUCGGACAGUUCUGCAGUAGAAAGUAGUCCUUGUAGUCAGGUUGAACAUGAACAUUCAUAUUGUAUGCAGAAGCCAGAAAAGGAGAAUUCGGAGGUCGUACUGGAACAUAAUCACAAUUUACAAUCGGUAAAUGAUUAUCAUUACACUUCAAAAGAAGAGAAACCAGCGAAAAAAGAGAAAUACCCUAAACAGCCCAGACCUAGGAAACAAAAAGAACACAAGAAACUGCAAGAGUUACAAAAUAAAAUGGGCCAUGGUGAACACUGGGAUUGGAAUUCCUCGAUACCAUACAGUAUUCACAGUGGUAUUUUCCAUAAAGUACGAGACCAAAUGACAGAGUUUGCCGUUCUUUACGAAUUCCUCACUAAAGGCAUUGAUAGGGAAGAUAUAGAGUAUAUUAAAAAAACCUAUGAAGAAAUGUUAUCAAAUGACACGAUGGGUUACUGGCUCAAUGACACCCAUUGGGUUGAUCAUUGUUUAACGGAUCUAUAUUCAUGUCCUCCGAAGAAAAGGAAAAAGGACGAGAGAUUGCAUACGACGGGCUGUGCAAGAACUGAGGGUUACUAUAAAAUGUCGGCUCAUGAAAAAUCUAGAUAUAAAUAUCAUCAUGCUAAGUCAAAUGCUAUAUCGAUGCCCAAUGUACCUGCAGCUACCAAACAAGGCUUAUCAAGAGAAGCGAGAUCAAACCAGCGACGAUUACUAACAGCCUUCGGUAGUGAUACCGAUUCUGAUUUGCUCAAAUUCAAUCAACUCAAGUUUAGGAAAAAGCAGUUGAAGUUUGCAAAGUCCGCUAUCCACGACUGGGGGCUAUUCGCUAUGGAGCCAAUAGCAGCCGACGAGAUGGUCAUUGAAUAUGUGGGGCAAAUGGUGAGACACAGUGUAGCAGAUCUGCGAGAACAGAAAUACGAGGCCACUGGUAUCGGUAGUUCAUAUCUAUUCAGAAUUGACCUGGAAAACAUUAUCGAUGCUACAAAAUGUGGCAAUUUAGCUAGGUUCAUCAACCAUAGCUGCAAUCCCAACUGUUAUGCCAAAGUGAUUACCAUUGAAUCACGAAAGAAAAUUGUGAUAUAUUCAAAACAAAGUAUUGGAGUUAAUGAGGAAAUUACUUAUGAUUAUAAAUUUCCACUUGAAGAUGAGAAAAUUCCUUGUUUAUGCGGGGCAACGGGAUGUAGAGGCACCCUCAAUUAGAUGGAUACCACACCACUUAAGACAUAUUUGUGGAACUUGAUGAAUGCAAACCAUUAUGGAAAAAUUCAAGGGAAUUCUGUAAAAUAUAUGUACAAGACAACUACUAUGAGAGAGAUGAGAUCAGUUAUAAUCAUUAAUUGAUUGCCUCUAAGCUAAGUGAUCUUUACUGUAGCUCUUAUGUUAAAAUAUUCGUGACAAUGGUGGUUUCUUCAGUAAUGUGGAGUGAAUUCUUUUCAUAAUGAAUAAGGAAUAUUGUGAAAUUUUAUGCUAUACGUUUUUAUAUCUGUAUAUAUCUAUUUGUAAAUAUUAGUGAUUAAUUAUUGUUAAUGUAUUUUUAAUCGAAUUGCCGGAUGAUUAAAGAGAAAAAUAUACCAACCGA
This is a messenger RNA of Phaedon cochleariae (mustard beetle), 5404 nucleotides long. The record is from the annotation of a GenBank genome assembly. NCBI's taxonomy places the organism in Eukaryota, Metazoa, Arthropoda, Insecta, Coleoptera, Chrysomelidae.